AUGGACGACUUCAAUAGUGAUAUGUGGGAUACCCACAUUCAUUGCCUGGACCCCGUGCGUUAUCCCUUCAAACCAACCAGAUCAUACACGCCAGCACCAGCCCCUCUAGAGUCAUUGGUCAAGAAUUCAAUCGCCAAAAAUAUUGUGCUAGUUCAAGCCUCAGUUGAAGACGGUCAUUCUGCUCUGGUAAAUCAUCUCGGCCGUAUUCGCUCUGAAUAUCCGGACUUGCUUGCCCGCGGGAUCAUCUCUUUGGAUGAAGAGUUGAACAUGUUACCAAAGGAGGAACUAGACACUCUUCAUGAUCUUGGGAUUCGAUAUUGCCGCAUUCAUGGAUCCGUUGGUGGUAGUUCUACAGACACUGCAAGUCUACAGAGCCAAAUCAAGCGCUUUGCUUGUUCCUACGCUGCUCGAACCUUGGGCUGGGGGAUCUCUGCUCAGCUCCCCUUCGCAACUUGGCUUUCUCUGAGAUCCUUUUUAUGCGAGAAUCCAGAGGUGCUUUCUAUCCCAAUUAUCAUCGACCACGUUGGCUGUUUAUCCCCCGGAGAUAUAGAGGACCCUGGCUUCGAUGAUUUUAUCACAUUACUGCAACGUGACGGGGUACAUAUCAAGAUUUCUUCUCUCUACCGACGAGACAAAUCAAUAUUAAACAUGCAACCCAUCAUUCGAAGACUAGCUGCCAAUGUGCCCUCUGCCUUACUCUGGGGCAGUGACUGGCCCCAUGUCGAUAGUUCAUACCAAGGUGAAUUCCCACCGCCGGUAUCGGAAGUCGAUGCUAGGAAGGAACUUCUCGCCGUGAUAGGAUGGCUUUCAGCCGAACAAAUCUCGGCAAUGCUUGUCGAUAAUGCCAAGCGUGUCUUUGGUCCCUGA
Molecule: messenger RNA, 867 nt
Organism: Penicillium manginii
Lineage: Eukaryota; Fungi; Ascomycota; Eurotiomycetes; Eurotiales; Aspergillaceae
Exons: 1
Coding region: 1-867 (288 amino acids)
Molecular function (GO): hydrolase activity
Source: RefSeq, a predicted model, not a curated record